This is a messenger RNA of Daucus carota subsp. sativus, 2677 nucleotides long. RefSeq names its product potassium transporter 10. The record is from RefSeq and is a predicted model, not a curated record. The transcript has 10 exons. Gene Ontology annotation, biological process: potassium ion transmembrane transport. Gene Ontology annotation, molecular function: potassium ion transmembrane transporter activity. Gene Ontology annotation, cellular component: membrane. Bases 285 to 2636 code for a protein of 783 amino acids. NCBI's taxonomy places the organism in Eukaryota, Viridiplantae, Streptophyta, Magnoliopsida, Apiales, Apiaceae.
CCUGUAACUGAAUCAUACUGUAUUAUACUGCAACUAAGCAAUUAAUAGUGGGACCCCCUCCUCUCUCUCACACUCCGAGAGAGAGAGAUGCACAAGUCAUCUCUGGGUUGUUGAGAUAAAAGACUUUGCAGUUUCAACACUUACACAAUCAAACGUGUGCUUAUCUCUUGUAUGAAACUGAUGGACAAUGGAAGUGACCCCACUUGGGAAGCAAAAUGAUAAAUGACCAAAUCAAGUCUCUUUCACUCCACCAUUGGUGAUCAAAAAGAUCUCGAGGCUCUGAAAUGGCAAGUGUGUCGGAAAGGGAUGGAGAUGGCGAUACUAUGGGCAGUAUGUGGGAUCUUGGACAGAAGCUUGAUCAGCCCAUGGAUGAGGAGGCUGGAAGGCUUAAGAAUAUGUACCGAGAAAAAAAAUUUUCAGCACUACUGCUUCUGCGACUGGCGUUUCAGAGUCUUGGAGUAGUCUAUGGUGAUUUGGGAACUUCUCCACUAUAUGUGUUCUACAAUACUUUUCCACACGGAAUCGGUGAUACAGAGGAUGUCAUUGGAGCCUUGUCUUUAAUUAUAUACUCCCUCACGCUUAUCCCGCUUUUGAAGUAUGUUUUCUUAGUGUGCAGGGCUAAUGACAAUGGUCAAGGAGGAACCUUUGCACUUUACUCCCUACUAUGUCGACAUGCCAAAGUAAACACAAUACCGAAUCAACACCGGACAGACGAGGAGCUGACAACUUAUAGUCGUAGCAUUUUCCCUGAAAAUUCAUUUGCUGCAAAAACCAAAAGAUGGUUGGAGGCUCAUGCAUUUAGGAAGAAUAUGCUUCUUCUACUUGUCCUUGUUGGCACUUGCAUGGUAAUAGGCGAUGGAAUUCUCACUCCUGCUAUAUCUGUUCUCUCGGCUUCUGGAGGGAUCAAGGUGGACCACCCGAAGAUGAGUAACGAUGUAGUUGUAAUAGUGGCUGUUGUCAUACUAGUUGGCCUUUUUAGCAUGCAACACUAUGGGACAGAUAAAGUUGGGUGGCUGUUUGCUCCAAUUGUGCUGCUUUGGUUUCUUUUAAUUGGAGGCAUCGGCGUAUUCAACAUUUUCAAAUACGACAGGAAUGUUCUGAGAGCUUUCUCACCUAUUCACAUAUUUCGGUACUUUAAAAGAGGAGGAAGAUCGAGCUGGAACUCUCUUGGUGGGAUAAUGCUGAGCAUUACAGGCACCGAAGCGCUGUUUGCUGACCUUGCUCACUUUCCAGUUUCAGCAAUACAACUGGCUUUUACAACAGUCGUGUUUCCUUGCCUUCUGUUAGCCUACUCUGGACAAGCGGCUUAUCUAAUGGAAAACAAAGAACAUGUCAGUGAUGCCUUCUAUCGUUCUAUUCCAGACAGUAUGUACUGGCCUAUGUUUAUAGUUGCUACUUUAGCUGCUAUUGUUGCAAGUCAGGCCACAAUCUCCGCUACAUUCUCAAUUAUUAAGCAGGCUCUUGCACUUGGCUGUUUCCCUAGAGUCAAGGUUGUGCAUACAUCAAAAAAGUUUCUUGGACAGAUAUACAUUCCAGAUAUUAAUUGGAUCCUGAUGAUUCUUUGCAUUGCUGUUACAGCUGGAUUCCAAAAUCAAAGUCAAAUCGGGAAUGCCUAUGGAACGGCAGUUGUAAUUGUCAUGCUGGCCACUACAUUUCUCAUGACUUUAAUUAUGUUAUUAGUAUGGCGUUGCCACUGGAUUCUUGUCCUUAUAUUCACAGUGUCUUCUCUGCUGGUGGAGUUGACCUACUUCUCAGCUGUACUUUUAAAAGUUGAUCAGGGGGGUUGGGUUCCGCUCGUGAUUGCAGCAGCCUUCCUUUUGGUGAUGCAUGUCUGGCAUUAUGGUACAGUAAAACGUUAUGAGUUUGAGAUGCACAGUAAAGUUUCGAUGGCAUGGAUUCUUGGUCUUGGUCCCAGUUUAGGAUUGGUUCGUGUCCCUGGAAUUGGACUUGUAUACACAGAGUUAGCGAGUGGGGUGCCUCACAUUUUUUCACAUUUGAUCACAAACUUGCCAGCAAUCCAUUCUGUCGUCAUUUUUGUAUGUGUGAAAUAUCUUCCUGUCUACACAGUCCCUGAAGAUGAGAGAUAUCUUAUAAAACGGAUUGGACCCAAGAGUUUUCACAUGUUCCGCUGUGUUGCAAGAUAUGGAUACAAGGACCUACACAAGAAGGAUGAUGAAUUCGAGAAAAAACUCUUCGAUAACCUUUUUUUGUUUGUUCGGCUAGAGUCUAUGAUGGAAGGGAGCUCAGACUCUGAUGAGUAUAGCUUAUAUGGCCAGCAAACACACCAGUCUAGAAGCUUCCUCGUAGCUGAUAAUGCAAAGUCCAGUCCCUCCAACGUCGACCUCACAAUUUCUUCAGUAGACUCGAUUGUUCCCGUCACAAGCAUGUCAUCCGGACAUGCAAGCAGUCAGGCGGAGGUUGAUGAAACGUUGUUCCUUAUUAGCUGUAGAGAUGCAGGGGUGGUGCACAUACUCGGGAACACAGUGGUGAGAGCACGGAGAAAUUCUGGGAUCCCGAAAAAUAUAGCUAUUGAUUAUAUAUAUGCAUUUCUUAGAAAAAUAUGUAGAGAGAACAGUGCGAUCUUCAAUGUUCCCCAUGAAAGUCUACUGAAUGUUGGACAAAUUUUCUAUGUAUAAAUUCUUUGACAAACAGUUCAAUAAAAACGAGUAUUUGUCUA